Molecule: messenger RNA, 1494 nt
Organism: Talaromyces amestolkiae
Lineage: Eukaryota; Fungi; Ascomycota; Eurotiomycetes; Eurotiales; Trichocomaceae
Exons: 3
Coding region: 1-1494 (497 amino acids)
Biological process (GO): lactate metabolic process
Molecular function (GO): heme binding; L-lactate dehydrogenase (cytochrome) activity
Source: RefSeq, a predicted model, not a curated record
AUGGCUAAGCUCACAGGCCAAGACGUCGCUCAGCACAAUAACAAAGACUCGUGUUGGGUCAUUGUGCAUGGCAAGGCAUAUGAUGUCACUGAAUUCUUGCCGGAACACCCCGGCGGCCAGAAAAUAAUCCUGAAAUAUGCUGGCAAAGAUGCUACCGAAGAAUUCGAACCGAUUCACCCUCCCGACACCCUCGACAAGUACCUCGAUGCAUCCAAGCACCUGGGUCCAGUCGACAUGUCGACCGUGGAACAUGACGAGAAGGUCAAAGACCCCCUUGAGAUUGAGCGCGAAGAGCGCGUGAAGCGCAUGCCUGCGCUAGCUCAAUGCUACAAUUUAUUGGAUUUCGAGUCCGUUGCUAGACAGGUUAUGAAGAAUACGGCUUGGGCGUAUUAUUCGAGCGGUGCCGAUGAUGAGAUUACAAUGCGAGAAAACCACACGGCAUUCCACAAAGUCUGGUUCCGUCCCCGUAUCCUCGUCGACGUUGAAAAGGUCGACUUUUCGACUACAAUGCUCGGAACAAAAACCUCCGUCCCUUUCUACGUUACUGCCACCGCACUCGGAAAACUUGGUCAUCCGGAGGGUGAGGUUGUGCUCACAAAGGCCGCUCACGGCCACGAUGUCAUCCAGAUGAUCCCGACUCUGGCCUCAUGUUCCUUUGACGAGAUUGUCGACGCACGCAAAGGCGAGCAAGUACAAUGGCUGCAGUUGUAUGUCAACAAGGACAGAUCAAUCACAAAGCGAAUCGUCGAGCAUGCCGAGAAACGGGGUUGCAAAGCACUCUUCAUCACAGUUGAUGCGCCGCAAUUGGGUCGACGAGAGAAGGAUAUGCGUGUCAAGUUUUCCGAUACGGGCUCCAACGUGCAGGCGUCUGGCGGCGAUAACAUUGAUCGAUCACAGGGCGCUGCACGCGCAAUUUCCUCAUUCAUUGACCCCAGUCUCUCAUGGAAGGAUAUCCCCUGGUUCAAAUCCAUCACCAAGAUGCCCAUCAUCCUCAAAGGCGUGCAGUGCGUGGAGGACGUGCUCCGCGCCGUCGAAGCCGGCGUCGAGGGCGUCGUUCUCUCCAACCACGGCGGCCGACAACUCGAUUUCGCGCGUUCGGGCAUCGAAGUUCUCGCAGAAGUCAUGCCCAUCCUCCGCGAACGCGGCUGGGAAAACAAAAUCGAAAUCUUCAUUGAUGGCGGCAUCCGUCGCGGAACGGAUAUCAUCAAAGCUCUCUGCCUCGGCGCAAAGGGUGUUGGUAUUGGUCGUCCCUUCUUGUACGCCAUGUCCACAUAUGGUCAAGAAGGUGUUGAGCGCGCAUUCCAGCUGCUCAAGGACGAAUUGGAGAUGAAUAUGCGAUUAAUUGGUGCGGCUACGGUUGAAGAUUUGAAUCCUAGUAUGUUAGAUACGAGAGGGUUGGUGGGUGGGCAUUAUGCUGCGCCUUCGGAUACGUUAGGACUGAAUGUGUAUGAUCCUUUGGUGUCGCCGCGGUUUGCUGAGAAGUCGAAGCUUUAG